UGGCUGGUAUGACUGACAUGGCUGCUCCGAAACAAGUGGAAGACGACCAACAAUUUCGGGAACCAGGACCCGACUUGAGCCGUGCCCAAUUAAAGCUGCUGAGAGGAGGAGCUGGAAUCUACUUUUUCUUCAUUUGGUAUGGACGGUUGCAAGAACAGAUCUUCAAGUACAAGUCGCCUUCCGGAGCGAAGUUCACUUCGGUCUGGUUUCUGCAAUUUCUUGAUGCAUUAGCCAAUGUGGCGGUGGGUGCUUUGGGCCGUUGCCUCGAAGGUAGUACUCCACUUCCACAGGCCUUUCUGCUGUGUUGUGGCUUUGGACAGGUGCUGUCGAAGUACAGCACGAGUGCAUCCUUGUCUGUCGGUCUUUCCUUUUCCGUGGCGACCAUGGCGAAAUCUGCCAAGAUGGUUCCUGUGAUGAUUGGUUCGCUUUUGCUUGGAUCCAUAACCUUUUCCUCCACUCAAAUUUGUCAAGCUGCAGCCAUCGUUUUGGGCACAGGAAUCGUUUCCUUCGCCGAAGGCCGAAACAAGAAAAGUGGCGAGAGCACAAAGCUGGGGCUCUUUUUCAUCAUGAGCUCCUUAUUCUGCGAUGGUAUAGUCAGCGGCCUUCAGCAGCGACUCAAGGACCGAUGCGAGGCCGAGAAGACGAAGGUGCGAUCCUAUGACCUGAUGUUUUGGACCAAUCUCUACAUGGCAGUAGCAUCCUUGCUAUUUGCUGUGGCACGAUCAGAGAUGCGCGAGGGCGCCAGGUUCUGCCUGCAGAAUCCCCUCCUGGCGCGGAAGAUCUUGAAGUUUGCUUUGUGUGGUGCUUUGGGACAGGCUUGCAUUUUCUACACCAUUGCAAACUUUGAUAGUGUGGUGUGCUCUGCUCUGACCUCCACUCGGAAGCUUCUCUCCGUCAUGAUCUCCGUGCUUGAAGGUGAGGGCCUUCCCUACUUCGGAUGGGUCGGUGUGGUCAUUGCAUCCGUGGGCAUUACAGGCGAAAUUGGGUCGGACAGGCACGGCACAAAGCAACCCCUGAGGAAGCUGCCUCCCAGUGGACCCAGCAUCUCGUGACGGAGCUGGUACUUCGCCUCGAGAUUUCGGAUCAUAAAUUCAACCUUUGGGCCCCUUUGGGCCGAAGGUUUGUUGAACCGCAUGAUGGCUGAUCCAGAAUUGUUUUCUGUGCCCAGUAAGUCAAAGACCGACAUGCUGAGACGAGUGGUCGCUGAACAUCGGCGAAUUCCUCUAGCAGUGGGUCAUGACACGUUUUCCAAGUGUCUUGUUGCUGGGUGGUUCAAAA
Molecule: messenger RNA, 1278 nt
Organism: Cladocopium goreaui
Lineage: Eukaryota; Dinophyceae; Suessiales; Symbiodiniaceae
Source: the annotation of a GenBank genome assembly